CAGCAACAACUCCAGGCACAGCAUUUGUCUCAUGGGCAUGGUCUCCCUGUGCCUCUGACCCCACAUCCUUCUGGUCUGCAACCUCCAGCCAUUCCUCCAAUUGGUAGCAGUGCAGGAUUGCUUGCCCUAUCCAGUGCCCUUGGUGGACAAUCCCACCUUCCAAUAAAGGAUGAAAAAAAGCAUCACGACAGUGAUCAUCAAAGAGGUCAGAGAUGA
This is a messenger RNA of Pelobates cultripes (western spadefoot toad), 216 nucleotides long. NCBI's taxonomy places the organism in Eukaryota, Metazoa, Chordata, Amphibia, Anura, Pelobatidae. The record is from the annotation of a GenBank genome assembly.